AUGAAGACCAACAACAGCCUGACUCCCUCCUAUUUUCAGUUCACUGUGUUUGCAGACUAUGGGCCCCUCAGAUAUCUUUUAUUCAGCCUGUCUCUUUUGAUCUACAUCACUAUAAUCUCUGCUAAUGUUGCCAUUGUUCUGUCAGUCUGCCUGGAGACCUCUCUGCAUCAGCCCAUGUAUAUUUUCAUCUGCUCUCUGUGUUUAAACUCUUUGUAUGGCUCGACCGGCUUCUUCCCCAGGUUUCUGAUGGACCUUCUGUCUGACACUCAUUUCAUUUCAUUUCCAUUCUGUUUUCUACAGGUGUACAUUACUAACACUUAUCUUGGGCAUGAGUUGACUCUGCUCACUAUCAUGGCCUAUGAUAGGUUUGUUGCUGUUUGCCAGCCUUUACACUAUCAUAGUAAAAUGACAUUUCGGACAGUCCUGCUGCUUUUGAUUUUUGCUGUGCUGUACCCUCUGUGUGUUUUAGGCUUCUUUGUCUAUCAUGUCAGCAGUUUGCCUUUGUGUGAAAAUCAACUGCCCAGGAUUUUUUGCACGAUCUGGGUUAUAAUUAAGCUCCCAUGUGUGGACACAACUGUCAUCAGCAUAGCAAGUCAGAUUAUUGCUGUGAUAUCAGUCUUUAUCCCCCUGUUCUUUGUCCUGUACACCUACCUGCACAUUCUGCUUGUCUGCAGGAGAGGUUCAUCUGAAUUCAGAGGAAAGGCCUUACAGACCUGCCUGCCCCACAUAGUGACUUUUGGAAACUUUUGCAUCUCUCUGUUCUGUGAGUUUUCAAUGACUAUGUAUAAUGUUGAGGAAGUAAAUACAUUUUCUAUUGCUUUAUCUCUGGAGUUUCUGAUCAUUCCUCCCAUCAUGAAUCCUCUAGUUUACGGCCUGAAUCUGCCUCAGAUCAAAGGAGUGAUUUUUGGAUUUUUAAGGGCAGAAAAAAUGGUUCGUUCUACAUAA
Messenger RNA from Monopterus albus (swamp eel), 945 nucleotides. RefSeq names its product olfactory receptor 6K3-like. The record is from RefSeq and is a predicted model, not a curated record. The coding region runs from base 1 to 945 and encodes 314 amino acids. Lineage: Eukaryota; Metazoa; Chordata; Actinopteri; Synbranchiformes; Synbranchidae. The transcript has a single exon. Gene Ontology annotation, molecular function: olfactory receptor activity; G protein-coupled receptor activity; odorant binding. Gene Ontology annotation, cellular component: membrane. Gene Ontology annotation, biological process: G protein-coupled receptor signaling pathway; detection of chemical stimulus involved in sensory perception of smell.